Molecule: messenger RNA, 1416 nt
Organism: Toxotes jaculatrix (banded archerfish)
Lineage: Eukaryota; Metazoa; Chordata; Actinopteri; Toxotidae
Gene: map6a
Product: microtubule-associated protein 6a
Exons: 5
Coding region: 10-1416 (468 amino acids)
Biological process (GO): cytoskeleton-dependent intracellular transport; regulation of microtubule cytoskeleton organization; microtubule cytoskeleton organization
Cellular component (GO): Golgi-associated vesicle; microtubule; cis-Golgi network
Molecular function (GO): calmodulin binding; microtubule binding
Source: RefSeq, a predicted model, not a curated record
AACCUCACCAUGGCGUGGCCCUGUAUCAGCAGGGCGUGCUGCAUGGCCCGCUUCUGGAACCAGCUGGACAAGGCUGACAUUGCGGUGCCUUUGGUGUUCACCAAGUACACGGACGUCUCUGAGAUGCAGCACAUCCAGCUGCAGCCGCCGCUCCACCCUCCUCAGGCCCGGGUCGCCAUAGAAACGCAGCCGUCUCGCGCAGAAACCCGCACCACGACAGUGGCACGCGCGCCGCGGAGGUGCGUCUCCGAGGAGCGCGUGUGCAGCUCGGUGAUGCGCGAGGACUUCAAGCACUGGAAAGUGCGACCCGAACCGAGCUGUAAACCCAAGAACGAGUACCACGGACCGGAAACACCGUUCAACAGCGAGACCCAGUACCAGAAGGACUUCAAGCCCUGGCCCAUCCCGAAAAGGUACGACCACCCCUGGAUACCAAAACCAUCUCCGGCCACCUCCGCCGGAGAUGACCGGGCACCUGACAGGUCCAGACACGCGAAACAGCACGUGGCGCUGACAGAUGUGGACAGCGGCGUGGAGAAGAGCGCUAUCGCCGACAAGGUGCAGGAGAAAGACCUGCUCCAGGGGCAAGAGAGGAAAAAGCGGUCCAGUGAGCGGCAGGGGGAGAGAAAAGUUGUCCUGAAGGUGGAAGGAGAGGGCAGAGGGAGGGCGGCGGUGGAUGCUGUGAACAGGCAGAUCAGAGAGGAGAUUACAGCCGGCAGCUCAUAUAAAACCGAAUUUAAGGCUUACAGAGAUGUGAAGCCUGCCAAGAUGAUCCGGGCCAAGUCCCAAUACCUGCCACCAGAUGAGAAGACCCGCUUAGAGACCAGCUACAGUGCCACCUUCAAGGGACAAGCCCCGCUGCAGUCUGCUGACAACAAGGCCCUGGAGAGGAGGAGGAUACGCAGUUUGUACAGCGAGCCUUACAUAGACUCCACCAAACAGGUUGACAGAUAUAGUGUCCUUCGUUCUAAACCCAAAAAGCCUGGAGCCACAGCGGCAGGCCAGGGCAAGCCAGCGAAGAAAGCCAAAGAUAAGCAGAGCGGCGCGCUGAGGGGCUCCAAGAAGACGGCCUCGGAGAACCAGCCCGAGAACCGGCCGGCGGUGGGGGACAAGGAGAAAAGUAAAGAGAUGAACAACAAACUGGCUGAGGCAAAAGAGGUUGUGCUAAAACAGUACCACUACAUACAACUCUGCCAGCCAAUCCGAGAUAUUGGCUGGGUGCAGACUCUAAAGCAACACCUGUGGGGCUGUGCGCUACCCAAUCCCAGAGAUGCUAAAGACGAGGUUCUCCGACCCAGUCAUUAUCAUUCCCAGGGUGCUGUUGGAGGAGAACCACAACCACCGCUGGAACGACCCGAACCUCGGAGGAGCAGCGGAGUCGUACGCUUUGCCCUAGAUGUGAACCAGACUGAGUAG